Molecule: messenger RNA, 776 nt
Organism: Phymastichus coffea
Lineage: Eukaryota; Metazoa; Arthropoda; Insecta; Hymenoptera; Eulophidae
Product: vacuolar ATPase assembly integral membrane protein VMA21 homolog
Exons: 3
Coding region: 355-615 (86 amino acids)
Biological process (GO): vacuolar proton-transporting V-type ATPase complex assembly
Cellular component (GO): endoplasmic reticulum membrane
Source: RefSeq, a predicted model, not a curated record
CCGUCCGUAUCCGUACGUUGUACCUAUGGGAUCGGGGUUUAAGCUAUAGAACCGCCUCGUCUGCUCGUCUCCGUCGCCAAAUCGCCACGUUUGAACACGCCCUAAAGCGUAUCGUACAGUUGAUAGUAGCAUAUAUACGUCCAGGAGUCUGAUCAACAACUGAUUUAGAUUUUAUUGAAAAAUGUCGUGUGUUCUUUCUUCGUAAUAAUAGUUUAAUUGGCAUUUGGUUGUACUUAAAAAAUUCCUAGUUUCUUAUUAGAAAGAAAGAAUUAGAGUCGAGUUUUAUGAUUUGGGUUAUGCGAUUGUCACUUUAUUGUUGAAGAAGUCUAUUGUUAUAUAUAAUUAAUACUAAUCAUGCCGGAAGAAAAGGAACAAACUGAAUUCCAAGUAUUCAAAACUGUAUUUGUACAUUGCAUUGUUAUAAUAGCAUGUCCUGUGAUAUCAUUCUUUUUGAGUAAAGCCUUCAUCUUUGACACACUGUUUGGACUUAAUUCAGUGUCGAGCAACAUUUAUGCUGCUGGUGUUGCAAUGUUGAUUUUACAUCUUGCGCUUGGAGCAUUUAUAUACAGGGCAUACUUUGACCAGCCAACAAAAACACCAUCAAAACAGGAUUAAGAGCUUGUUCAACUGCUAUUUACACGUCUUUAAGAGAAUUUUGCAUAUUAAGUAUUAUGUGGAAAGAUUAAAUGGACCAAAACUUUUUUUUUCUAUUAGAUUAACUUGUUUUUAUUGUACAUUGUACAGUUACAAUAAAUUUCAUCUUUUUUUUUAAGGUA